CCCAUGGCACCCAGCACAGACUUCAUGGAGCAUAGCUCCCUCCUGACUCCCAAAGAGAAAAACAAACUGAGGAAGCCGGUGGUGGAAAAGAUGCGCCGGGACCGCAUCAACAGCAGCAUCGAGCAGCUGAAACUGUUGCUGGAGAAAGAAUUCCAGAGACACCAGCCCAACUCGAAGCUGGAGAAGGCUGACAUCUUGGAGAUGACCGUCAGCUACCUGAAACAGCAGAGUCAUCUGCAGGGCAAAACUCCAGGCUUGCUCCCCAGAAGCCUGCAGACGGACUUCAAGGAGGGCUAUGCCCGCUGCCUGCAGGAAGCCUUCCACUUCCUCUCCUUCCACAAGGCACAGACAGACACCCAGACCAAGCUUCACAGUCAUUUCCAGAAAAGCUCCUCAGCAGCCACUGAGGGGCUGGCUCCCUCUUUCCCGACUCCUGGCCCUGGGAAGCAGCCUGCCCUCAAAGGCCCUCCCAGUCCUCUGUGGCGGCCUUGGUAGAUGGACUGAUGCCAGCCAGCUCCAGGUUUUCACUCCAGAGGAAGGUGGCUCCUGCAGGACUUCCUCUUUUCAGUAGGGAAUAUUAGUUCCCCUUUUAUUUAUGUGUGAAGAGAAUGGAAUACUUGAACUCUUGGCAGUGGACAGAGCCCUGGACUAGGAGUCAGCAGGCCUGGACUCCAAUCUCCAUUUCUGCCACUUACUGUGUGACCUUGGACCGGUCACUUCCCUUCUCUCGGCCUCAACUCUGAGGUCUCCUCCAGCUUGAAGGGAAAGGAGUCCAGUAUUCUGUUGAAAGUAUAGGGCUGUACAUAGAUGUUUCUUCAGAAUGAAGGUGCUUAAUGGGUGGGAAGGUAAAGGGAGUGGGAGAAGGAAAGGGAUAUAUGUUUUGUACGUUACAACUGUA
Vombatus ursinus (common wombat) is the source of this 898-nucleotide messenger RNA. Its product is annotated as transcription factor HES-5-like. Gene Ontology annotation, molecular function: DNA-binding transcription factor activity, RNA polymerase II-specific; protein dimerization activity; RNA polymerase II cis-regulatory region sequence-specific DNA binding. Gene Ontology annotation, biological process: regulation of neurogenesis; anterior/posterior pattern specification; regulation of transcription by RNA polymerase II. Gene Ontology annotation, cellular component: nucleus. The transcript has 3 exons. NCBI's taxonomy places the organism in Eukaryota, Metazoa, Chordata, Mammalia, Diprotodontia, Vombatidae. Bases 4 to 495 code for a protein of 163 amino acids. The record is from RefSeq and is a predicted model, not a curated record.